Molecule: messenger RNA, 2382 nt
Organism: Colletotrichum higginsianum IMI 349063
Lineage: Eukaryota; Fungi; Ascomycota; Sordariomycetes; Glomerellales; Glomerellaceae
Product: Tpr repeat-containing protein
Exons: 2
Coding region: 1-2382 (793 amino acids)
Molecular function (GO): protein binding
Source: RefSeq, a predicted model, not a curated record
AUGUCUCGCCUCGUUUCCCUACCACAUCUGCCAAUCGACCAACACCGUAUCACUCGACUAGACUCAUCUCACUUUCGGCUGGCUAUCCUUCUCUUCCUCUCUCUCUCUCUCUCUCACUCUCUCACACUCUCUCACAACAACAGAACGCUAGUCGCAUUCCUCGCCCAUUUGCUUUUCCUGCGACACUCUUCGCGCAACCUCAACGUAGACGACGACAACGACGACGACGAUAACGACGACGACGACAAAGGCCCGGCAAUCUCCCCACAGCGAAACCCCGACUGCGGUGAGCCAGCCCACCCCAAGCCAUCCGCCAUGCGCCCCGUCAAGGCCACGCGAUGGAGGGCGGUGAGCCGCAACUCCGACAAGGCCUCGAUCCUCGCCCUCCUGGGCAUCUCCGAGCUGUUGAAGCUGCGCGGCAAGUGGCGCAUGGCCCUGAAGGUCGGCAACCUGGCCCUGCACCAGUCCCGGGGCCUGGGGACCCUCACCGAGGGGCUCGCCCUGCUCAGCGUCGGCCACUCUCACCGCAACCAGACCCCGGAGGACUGGGUCGCCGCCCAGCACCACCUCCGCAUGGCCAAGCUGCUGCUCGAGGGCCUCCCGCCGAGCGAGGACCAGACCUUCUACCUCAUGCGCGCCGUCCUGCUGCUCGGCGACACCCUCGUGCGCCGUGAGGACCUCGGCGACAUGGCCGAGGCCGAGGAGCUGGCGCACCUGGCCGAACGCCUGCUGCGCCAAAACCGCGACCGGCCGGCCGGCGAGACGACGGCGGCGACCACGGGCAGGUCGUUCCGCUGGACGCUCUUCACCGGGUCGUGGCGCGACUUCUGCGUGCACUCCAUGGUCGAGCUGGGCGAGAUCUACUACUACACGAGCCGCUGGGCCGAGGGCGAGAAGCUGCUCCGCGAGCUGGUGCCGACGCUCGUCAAGCGCCGGGGCAAGCGGCACGUCACGACCAUCGAGGCGCAGCGCGACCUCGCGAGCAUGCUGGUCAACCAGGACAAGUACGAGGAGGCCGAGACGGCGUACCGCAUCGCCCGCGACUGGAACGAGGAGGUGCCCGUCUUCGGCCACGAGGAGAAGGCCGCCAUCGACUACAACAUCGCCAUGUGCCUGUCGGAGCGCGGCCGCGACCGCGAGGCCAGCGCCGAGAUCGCCAACAUGGACCUGGCCGCCGACCUGCUGCACUACGCCAACGGCGAGUGGACGCUGAAGCUCGCGCGCCUCACGAGCCUGCGCCUGAGGCGGUACGACGACGUGGUCGCCCUCUGCCGCCGCUUCCAGGGCGUGCUGGACGAGCACCGCGCCCGCUUCGGCCCCUGCAGCCCCGUGACGCUGCGCAACAUGGAGGACCACGUCACCGCCCUCAAGGCCCUGCGCCGCUGGGACGAGGCCAUCGCCAUCCUGCGCGACAUGUGCCGCCGCGAGGCCUCGGACGUCGCCCGCGUCGUCGAGCAGACGCUCGAGACCCGCCUCAACCUCGCCCACACCCUCCGCUGCGCCGGCCUGCACGCCGAGGCCGCCUACGAGUACCGCAAGUGCCUCGAGAUCGAGCGCGCCGCCUCGGACGACUUCCGCGACGAGGCCCAGAUCCGCAACAUCCUCAAGUACCUCGCCUACCUGUACGAGCUGGCCCGCGACGAAGCCAACGCCCUCGUCGCCUACGCCCAGCUGCAGAGGGAGUACUGGGGCCGCCCCGGCCAGCGCCACAACUUCAUCAAGUACGAGUGGUGCCGCGGCAAGAUGUUCAUGCUGCAGGGCCGCUGGGAGCACGCGCUCAAGCUGCUGCUGAGCGCCCUCGCCGUCAAGAGGGGCCUGGACACGGCCGUCUCCAUCAUCUCGGGACUGCCGAUCGAGGCCGUCCACGCUUUGCAGCCGGGCAGGAGGAGGGUGCCGGAGGGGUCCCCGCCGCUCCGGCACGAGAUAGCCGAAGUCGUCGUCGUCGUCGGCGGCGGCGGCGGCGACCACGACGAGAAGUCUGCCACGGGCAAGGCCGGGAUCGGUGGUGGGGGUGGCCGCGUCCGCAUCAUGGCGCUCAACGCCGACAACGACGACGACGAUGACGACGACGACGACAACACGGAUCAAUCGUGGGACGAGGUGGACUGGUGGGAGGAAGUCAUCAAGGACGCCGUCGAGGCCGUGCGCCGGGAGCAGCCCUUCCAGGCGUGCACGCCGCUCGACGAGGCCGACUCGGAGGUGGACGAGGACGAGGGGGCCGAGACGGUCGACGCCGUCCUGACGAUGAAAAGCAGCUACCCGGCGGUCCCGGCCGACGACGAGUGGGGGCAGCCGCAGUGGCCCCGGCUCCCUGACACGUACGAGGAGUUGGUGGUCCAGCAGAGGAGGGUGAUAGAAGAGAGUCGGCCGUGGGUCCCCUAA